Molecule: messenger RNA, 261 nt
Organism: Parnassius apollo (apollo)
Lineage: Eukaryota; Metazoa; Arthropoda; Insecta; Lepidoptera; Papilionidae
Source: the annotation of a GenBank genome assembly
AUGACGGACGAAAAUGAAGAAUUUAACAAUAGCAUUAUAAAUAUCAAAGACAAUAUUGCAGAAUUAGAAGUGGAAGAGCGGGAUAGUAUUGGUACAAAUACGCCUAAGAUUAUUACAAGAAUCAGAGAAACAGUGGUGAGUGAUGAGGAGUGGAGGAUUGUGAAAGGAAAGGGGAAGAAGAAACGACUGCACGAGGAUGAGAACUUAAGUAAAGAAGCAGAUAUCGAGGUAUAUAUUACAUGCAGUGAAAAACUGCCCUAG